Messenger RNA from Fusarium sp. VM40, 942 nucleotides. The record is from the annotation of a GenBank genome assembly. Lineage: Eukaryota; Fungi; Ascomycota; Sordariomycetes; Hypocreales; Nectriaceae.
AUGAGUUUAAAAUUCAGCACUCUCGAUGUUUUCACCAAAACUGCCUACAAAGGCAAUCCGCUGGCCGUGGUAACCAUCCCACCAAACCAGCAGCCUCCCCUCACGCAGACUCAAAAGCAGCAAAUCGCCCGCGAGUUUAACCUUUCGGAAACAGUUUUUGUUCAUGACGUUGAAAAUCCGUCAGAGACAUCGGAGAGAAAAAUUGAUAUCUUUACUCCAAAAUGGGAAUUACCAUUCGCGGGCCAUCCCACCAUUGGCACUGCGGUCUUCCUACGCUCCCAGGGUGUCAAGACGAUGGUCGUGAAAGCCGGGAGGAUUGACAUCGACUUUGACCAGCAUGGCUCUGCUCGAGCUUCCAUCCCGCAUGAUGUCAGACUCCACGAGGCACGUCUACCACAACCUCAAUACGAAACCGGUGAUGAGCAACUUGCCAAAGUCGCCGCAGCUGAAGAAGGCGCACCGCUCUUCAGCAUCGUCAACGGAAUGACAUUCGCCCUAAUCGAACUCCCCUCUCUGGAAAUGCUAGGAGCCGCAAAAGUCGGAGCAAUGGGCCUCAUUUCCGGCGACUUGCAGGACGAAGGAUGGAAGCACGAUUUCGACUCCAGGCGAUACUACUUCGUGCUUGUAAGCGGUGAGCAAUCAUCCGACGGGAAGAAAUACGUGCAGAACCUUCGAGCAAGACUCGUAAAGCGCGCGAUGGAAGAUCCGGCCACGGGAAGCGCUGCAUGUGCGUUGGCUUGUUACCUGGCUUUGUAUAAGCUUGAUGCGGAUACUGUUCAGUUUAGGAUUACUCAGGGUGUUGAGAUGGGAAGAAAAUCUCUUAUUGUUGUUGAUGUGGAGAUUGAGAUGGAUGGUGCUGGGUUGCGAAAGGUCAAGACGGUGUAUCUUGGUGGAAAUGCUGUCGAGGUUAUGAGCGGGUCGCUUCGGGUGCCUGAAGUUUGA